Messenger RNA from Loa loa (African eye worm), 177 nucleotides. RefSeq lists its product as hypothetical. Lineage: Eukaryota; Metazoa; Nematoda; Chromadorea; Rhabditida; Onchocercidae. The coding region runs from base 1 to 177 and encodes 58 amino acids. The record is from RefSeq and is a predicted model, not a curated record. The transcript has a single exon.
AUGGAAUGGCUAAACGGACGAAAAUCUGAUAUUGAAAAACAAGUAAUAGUGUUGGACGAUAUAAUCUCCAAGGCAAAUGAUUUGGAGAUAGAGUGGAAAGAAUUGCUACGUCCAGCAAAUGAUGGUGAAUGGGAGAAUAACGUUGCGUUAUAUGAAUUACAGAAGAAUGCUGUAUGA